Gordionus sp. m RMFG-2023 is the source of this 993-nucleotide messenger RNA. RefSeq lists its product as uncharacterized. Lineage: Eukaryota; Metazoa; Nematomorpha; Gordioida; Chordodea; Parachordodidae. The transcript has a single exon. The coding region runs from base 1 to 993 and encodes 330 amino acids. The record is from RefSeq and is a predicted model, not a curated record.
AUGCGUAUUAGAAAAAUGGAUCCUCUCGUUCAACUCUAUUCUAAUGCUCUACCAACAUUUCUAUCUGUCAAAACUAUUAUGAAUCGUGUUAUUAAAUCAUUGAGACCACCUUUGCCUCUUAUAAAUUCUGAUAUCCGAUUAUACGGGGAUUAUAAAUUAACACUUGAUAAUAAGACUUUUUUAAUUUGUAAUGAAAAUAAUGAAUUAUUAAUAUUUUCUACACAUGAACUACUUGAAAGUCUCUGUAAUGCCGACCAAAUUUUGAUGGACGGCACAUUUUUUUCGUGUCCUAUAUUAUUUAAGCAAUUAUACACUAUUCAUAUAAUGAUUAAUCAUACAAUAAUUCCUUGCGCAUAUAUAUUAUUGCCAAAUAAAAAUAAAGAAACGUAUCUAAAAAUGUUGAAUCUUUUAAAAAACUAUUGCCGAUCUAUAGGUUUUUCCUUUUCUCCUUCUAAAGCACUUAUAAAUUUCGAAAUGGGAGCACUUACAGAACUCGAAGAAAUUUUUCCAACCAUUUCUGUCAAGGGAUGCUACUUUCAUUAUUGUCAAUGCAUUUUAAGACGAAUACAGGGUAAUAGGUUGACAGCAUAUAGUCGUCUUAAUCCUGAUUUUAAGAGAUUUUAUCGCAGACUAAUGGCGAUACCUUUCUUAACCGAAAUCGACAUACGAUUGGUACUGUCAGAAUUAAAUAAUGAAGUAGAGGCCUUUAUAGAUCCCAUAAGAGAUCUCUUUACAUACUUUAAAAGUACUUGGAUUAACCCAAACGCUAAAUUUAAAUAUAAGAUGUGGAACAUGUAUGAUGUUCAAGGUGUUAGAACAAAUAACCAUGUUGAGGGAUUUCAUCGUUCUUUAAAAGAGUAUAUAACAUAUUCUCAUCCUAAUUUAUAUCUUUUUAUUGAUAUAUUAAAACAAAUACAACAAGAUAUGGAUAUAAAAUUUAUCCAAUUGCGUAAUGGGAAAAAAGUUACCGAAAGAAAAAAAAAUACUGUAUAA